Molecule: messenger RNA, 705 nt
Organism: Oldenlandia corymbosa var. corymbosa
Lineage: Eukaryota; Viridiplantae; Streptophyta; Magnoliopsida; Gentianales; Rubiaceae
Source: the annotation of a GenBank genome assembly
AUGGGUUAUUCUCAAAGAUGGUUUUGUAUGACACUUCUUUUCUUGAGUGCUGCUUUAAAUUUGAGUGUGGUGAGCUUUGUUGAUGCUAUGAUUGAGACGGAAAGAUGGGGAAAUGAAGAUUGUCGAUUCGGUAGGAGAGGUUGUGGAUUCAGAGGGAGAGGACUUUGGGGAGGCCUUGGUGGAGGAGGCGGUUUUGGUGGCGGUGGAGGUGGUGGUGUAGGGGGUGGUUCAGGUCAUGGUGGUGGGUUUGGAGCCGGUGUUGGUGGAGUAAGUGGUGGACUUGGUGGAGGUGGUGGUGGAGGUGGAGGUGGCGGUGGAGGUGGUGGUGGAAUCGGAGGUGGAUGGGGUCAUGGCGGUGGAUUUGGUGGCGGUGUUGGAGGUGGGGAAGGAGGAGUCGGGGGCGGAGGUGGUGGGGGAAGCGGAGGUGGUGGUGGAGUGGGAGGCGGGUCGCGUCAUGGGGGUGGAUUUGGAGGUGGUUUUGGGGGUGGAGCUGGAGGAGUCGGUGGAGGGGGUGGAGGUGGUGAUGGUGGAGGAGGAGGAGGACUUGGAGGCGGAUCUGGUAGUGGAGGUGGAUUUGGAGGGGGUAUUGGUGGAGGAGUUGGAGGCGGUGUAGCUGGUGGUGGCGGCGGCGGAGGAGGUGGCGGUGGAGGAGGGGGCGGCCUAGGGGCGGUUCAGGACAUGGAGGCGGAUUUGGCGGUGGAAUAG